AUGAAGCUCUUCGCUACCCUCGCUAUCGCUGCCUUCGCCGUCCCCGCCCUCGCUGCCCCCGCCCCUGAGGCCGAGGCCGCCGAGGUCUCGCACGACAAGCGCUUCCUAUCGUGCAAGCUCAAGGGAGCCAACUGCCGCGCCUUCUGCGCCUCCUUCUGCUACAAGGACACUGGCCUCUUCACCCUCGGCCAAUCGUGCUUCCUCGGCAAGUGCAAGUGCUUCACUCCCGACGGCCGCAAGGUCCGCUGGCCCGCCUGGGAGGUCGCCAAGGGCAACUACCCCAACUGGCCGUCGGCUUGCCACGGCGGCUGCAACGUCUGCGAGGCGCAGGACUGGUACGACCUCCCCACCACGACCGAGGUCGACCCCGAGGCGUAA
Molecule: messenger RNA, 378 nt
Organism: Cutaneotrichosporon cavernicola
Lineage: Eukaryota; Fungi; Basidiomycota; Tremellomycetes; Trichosporonales; Trichosporonaceae
Exons: 1
Coding region: 1-378 (125 amino acids)
Source: RefSeq, a predicted model, not a curated record